GUACUUGGUCCUUGAAACAAACCCAAAAAAUUAUAAAUUUUAAUGUUAAACGAUACUGUAAAUGUCAUAUCAAAUCAGCUGGUUUUGACAUAUAACUUGCGAAGAAAAUAAUAGGUUGUUUAAAAAAUGUAUUUUUCGUGAUUUAUAAAUAAAAAUAUCUCUUUUAAAGAUGAAUUGUUAUAGAUUUUCUACUAAAUUGAAGUUUUCGUCACUAGUGCAAAGUAGUCGAGCAUUUAGUGUAUUAAGUAAUGGCGUGGAAUGCAGCAGAAGGGAGAUUUUUGUUCAGCAAUAUCCAAAACAUUUACAGAAGAAUAUCCUCACGCCUUUCACAUGCCAUAAAAGGACUUUAUCACUGGAUGGAUUUGUAAAAUGGCAAGAACAAACUUAUAGUAGCAUAGCAAACAGCUCUCUCGUGAAUUUUAUGCAAGAAGGGCUAUUGUAUGUCCAUGACACAACUGGUCUGCCUUGGUGGGCUACAAUAGUUACGUCUACAGUGUUAGUACGAACUUUGAUGACAUUACCCCUUACAGUAUACCAGAACUUUAUACUAGCUAAAGUAGAGAACAUAAGUCUAGAAUUAAAAGAUUUAGUCAAUGAGUUGAAGAAGGAAACAGCAAUAGCAAGGAAGGCGUAUAAUUUAACAGACAAGCAAACUGUGAUAUUGUACAGAAGAUCACUCAAGAAGCAGUGGCGGAAACUAAUAGAGAGAGAUAACUGUCAUCCCUUCAAAGCAAGUAUGGUUAUAUGGUUCCAAAUUCCUAUAUGGGUGUGCAUAUCUUUUGCCUUGAGAAACUUAGUGUACAUGCACCCACCAGAUCCUUCAGCUGUUGUGACGUUCAUGGAGCUCUCUGCCGGAGGGAUUGGUUGGAUUCCUAACUUAACAGAGCCAGAUCAUUCUCUUAUAUUACCUGUAGCAUUUGGACUGAUCAAUUUGGCCAUCAUUGAAAUACAAAGUGUAUCAAAACUAAGACAGCCAUCUAAAAUGUACAAUGUGUUUACAAAUGUAUUCAGAGUAUUUUCUGUGGUGAUGAUACCAGUUGCAGCAAGUGUGCCCUCUUGUAUGUGCUUGUAUUGGGUAACUUCAAGUGGUUUUGGCCUUAUGCAGAACUUGAUGCUGCUUUCCCCAGCAUUGAGAAGAAAGUUGAAGAUACCAGAGGCACCAAGUGAACUUGAAAAUCCCUAUAGCCAUAUAAAAGGAGAACUUAGUGCUAAGUUACAAAGAAUUGUACCUAAAAAGUUAAAGUGAAUCUUGUUCUAAGUGAUCAUAUAGUUUCAUAAAGUACCUAUUUUGUAUUAAAAUAAAAGUUUGGACAAUU
Molecule: messenger RNA, 1316 nt
Organism: Pectinophora gossypiella (pink bollworm)
Lineage: Eukaryota; Metazoa; Arthropoda; Insecta; Lepidoptera; Gelechiidae
Product: cytochrome c oxidase assembly protein COX18, mitochondrial
Exons: 1
Coding region: 170-1246 (358 amino acids)
Biological process (GO): mitochondrial respiratory chain complex IV assembly; protein insertion into mitochondrial inner membrane from matrix
Cellular component (GO): mitochondrial inner membrane
Molecular function (GO): membrane insertase activity
Source: RefSeq, a predicted model, not a curated record